AUGUCUUCAAACAUUGCUCCAAGGACUCAUUCCUUCAGAGGAGAGAACGCCAUAUACUCUGAGAAAGACACCUUGGUACAGGACGCCGUCGUGAACGGAGCAUCCGUCGCAAAACCCUGUGCUCCUUCAACUACCUGUCGAGAACCUCUCCAAGACCGACUUCGAAGGGCUGUGUCACAUCCCCGACCGGAGGUUGCCUCUUCCGCUCUCGAGCGCAUGGCAAUCGACUCUGAGAACAUGCGUGUCCGUAUUUGUGCUUGUGACGGAAAAGCGGUCGCUGGAAAAGCGGCUGCUGUGGGAGCUGGUGUCAGUGCUGCAGUGGCUCCCGCGGCUGCUCCAGGAGUAGUCGGGUUAGUAGGGUUUGGGGGGAAUGGGGUCGUUGCAGGAUCAUGGGCGGCCGGGGUUCAAAGUGGUAUAGGGAGCGUCGCUGCGGGUUCACCCUUCGCGGUAGCACAGAGUGUCGGUGCAGGCGGUGCACUACCCGUCGUAGGGAUCGUUAUAGCUGCAGCUGCCGGUGCAGUCGUCAUCGGCGGAGUCAGUUACGGUGUCUAUCUCGUUGUCAAGAGUCGUAAGAACGGGAAGAAGAAUACGGAGGGGUAUGUUGUGCUGUGUGAGAAGUGUGGAGGCAUGAAGAGAAAGACGGGUUGAUGAGGUAGAUUAGAGCUCCGAGGUCUCGGUCAUCUAUCGCUCUUCCAGCUGCAGGCUUUGUUCACGAGUUACGUCCAAAGAUUCUAUAUAUUCAU
Stereum hirsutum FP-91666 SS1 is the source of this 743-nucleotide messenger RNA. RefSeq lists its product as uncharacterized. Gene Ontology annotation, cellular component: membrane. The coding region runs from base 1 to 648 and encodes 215 amino acids. The transcript is spliced from 3 exons. The record is from RefSeq and is a predicted model, not a curated record. Lineage: Eukaryota; Fungi; Basidiomycota; Agaricomycetes; Russulales; Stereaceae.